CAGAAAUGACAGACACAGAGUUGAGACAAACGCAACCGACCCUCUGUCAACGAAUCUGCUGCUGUUUCAGUUCGACUUCCAAAGAGCCACCAGUUCAGCUAAUACGAUCCGAAACACUGCAUGCAUCCACUCCAAAGACGAAUGGGCAACACAUUUCGGCCGCUGAAGCGUCUAUCGAUGGUUUCGAAGAUGUGAAUUUGGAUGUCCGGACCACAGUCGCAAAUUCAAGUCCGAAGGCAUCGAGGGUGAAAAAAGAUGAUCUCAACGAUAUCAAUAUGACUGAUAUUAUGAUGGAAGAAGUAUUUCGAGAAGAAAAACCGGAAGAUGUAGAAUGCGUCAUAGAGGAUGCUGUUUCUAUUAGCACCGACGUCAUACAAGAAGUAGACGAAACAGAAUUAUCACGGCUGAGACUUCGCCCUUCCAUGGAUACCCCACCGCCAGAAGAAAAAGUCAAAGAACUCGUUUAUGAUCCCGAGAAGUCUUCACACAAUAAUGAUGACGCUGAUGCUCGGCUUUCGGAAGAACGUCCAUCGAAUCUUGCAUACCCCGAGAAACCCUCACGCACCGAUAAUGAUGUCGAUGGUCGGCUCUCGGAAGAACUUCCAUCGACCUCGAGAUCAGAGGAGACAUCAAGUCAAGCUUCUAGUGAGACUGAGUAUGCGACUCCCGUAGUGGAAGCAGCUCCGUUGACAGUGAUUGUGGAAGAAAAAACAAUUGAAGUGUCGGAGGAGCAGUCGAGGAGUCCCAGCAUCAUCGAAGAGACGUUGCCCUACUCAGAGCACGAAUUGGGAGAGGAGAGAAAGGAAGAUGCAGACUCGGCCUCGUCCAUAUCCGAAGAGGAAAUCAUGGUGGUUUCACCGCAUGCUCAGAAAGCAUUUGAACCUACCACAUUUCCUGCAAAGUCUAUAAUGUAUGCGGAUACGUCGUCUGAUGACGACAGCGACGAAGAAGAGGAACGUGAGGUGUUACCUCCAGUACAAAGAUCGCAGAAAAUAAUGGAUUUCGACAAGAUAAGUGAACCGACGCAGAAUGGCAGACUUGAGAGUGAAUCAACGCUGGCCUCAAACACCUUCGGAGAUUCCGCUUCGGAAGACGAAGAAAUUGUGGAGAACACUUUGAAAAUGCCGAAGCAGCAAACCUUAGCCGUAACCAGAAUUGUGGUGAGAGACGACGGCCGGCCUGAUGAGCUCACCUCCGGCAUUAUGAGAGUAAACCUCGAUGGCAGAGAGGCCAUUACAGACGAGGAGUUCUCGGAAAAACUCAUCUGACGCUCACCAGGAGUUUACCUUGGUUUUUCUCGCCAUUCUUGGGGCGUUGUUAGCUCCUG
Cylicocyclus nassatus is the source of this 1327-nucleotide messenger RNA. NCBI's taxonomy places the organism in Eukaryota, Metazoa, Nematoda, Chromadorea, Rhabditida, Strongylidae. The record is from the annotation of a GenBank genome assembly.